UCAUUCACAUUUACGUAUUAAAUUUGUAGCUUAAACUAUUUGCUUUUUUGGGGACAAAUAUCAAAAUUAAACUUCACGAUGGCAAUGGAAACGAUUUUGGGCAUAAAGGGUACGGAUUUUGUGAUGCUUGCUUGUGAUACAAUGCAGGCAAAGUCUGUGAUCUUUAUGAAAGAUGAUCAGUCAAAAAUUCAUCGCCUCUCAGAGUUUUCAAUGUUGGCCGCGGUGGGUGAUGGCGGCGACACACUACAGUUUACCGAUUAUAUAGCCAAGCACUUGCAACUAUAUAAGAUAUCCAAUAACUACCAUCUGACUCCGCGCGGCACAGCGCACUUCACGCGCAAGAAUCUGGCGGACUAUAUAAGAACAAAUACCAGAUAUCAGGUAUCAAUGCUAAUGGCUGGCUACGAUGUCAUCGAGGGACCCGAUCUGCACUAUAUAGACUCAUAUGGCGCCGCAAUGCCCAUCAAUCAUGCUGGCCACGGCCUGGGCAGCCUGUUCUGCGGCAGCAUCUUCCAGCGAUAUUGGACAGAGGAGCUUAAGCAGGCCCAGGCCUACGAUAUAUUGAAAAUGUGCGUGGCCGAGAUCCAGAAGCGUUUGAUCAUCAAUUUGCGCAACUUUGAUGUGUUCGUUGUGGACAGGAAUGGGACCCGUCAGCUGGAAUCGAUCAAUCCGGCCUCCUUUGACGCUGAUAUGUUAUGUCUUUCGCUAUCUGCUAGUAUUCAAAAUUUGGGUAAAAAGUCUUUAAGAUAGAUCUUAGUAUGGCAGAUACAUGCACAUAUGUCUA
This is a messenger RNA of Drosophila montana, 784 nucleotides long. RefSeq names its product probable proteasome subunit beta type-2. Gene Ontology annotation, cellular component: proteasome core complex, beta-subunit complex; proteasome core complex; cytosol. The record is from RefSeq and is a predicted model, not a curated record. Gene Ontology annotation, biological process: proteasomal protein catabolic process. The transcript has 2 exons. Lineage: Eukaryota; Metazoa; Arthropoda; Insecta; Diptera; Drosophilidae. Bases 79 to 750 code for a protein of 223 amino acids.